UCCAUUAUGCUUUAUCUAAGUGUCAAAGUUUAUUUCCACCGUAUAGGUCUUAAGUAAAGGUGAGGUUAGACGUAGCUCAAAAACUUUUUUGGUUUGGGGUAAGGCUGGUAUAAAGUUAAACACUGCAAAUACAAGUGCUUGUGGUCAGUGAUAAGGUUUGGUUUAGAUUUAGGAUCGAAACAUCGAGCGGAAAGCGGACUGAAUAUCAGCUCAGAUACGACUCUUACCGAUGACAGUUCUCUCUGCGGCCCAAACAUCAUGCUUCCCCGUGCGGGUAAAGAGUUUCUGGUUCGGAUACGGUUCUCCUGGCGGCCACUUUUCCAGGGCCGGUAUUUGUUGUUCACCAACACCCUGAGUUGUGGAGGCAUGCUGGCACUGGGAGAUGUCCUGCAGCAGACCUGGGAGAUCCACAAGGACCCAGGUCACGUCAGACAAUGGAGGAGGACAGGUCGCAUGUUUGUUGCGGGAUGCUCUAUGGGUCCACUUCUGCACUACUGGUACUCCUGGCUGGAUGGAGUAUAUGUGGGCAAAGCUGUGAGAACUGUGGGAAAGAAGGUUAUUUUGGACCAGCUGAUUGCCUCACCGAUACUCGGGAUGUGGUAUUUUUUAGGUAUGGGUGUCAUGGAGGGACACACUUUAUCCGAAGGAUUGGAGGAGUUUAAAGAUAAGUUCUGGGAAUUUUAUAAGGCGGACUGGUGUGUUUGGCCUGCUGCUCAGGUGAUCAACUUCUACUUCCUCUCGCCCAAAUUCCGUGUCAUGUACAUCAACUUUAUCACCUUAGGGUGGGACACCUACCUCUCCUACCUCAAACACAGAGAUGGCAGCCAGCACGCUGACCUGGUGUCAGACAGCAGUGCCGUGGAGGGACAUCAGGAAGUGCUCCCUCCAUCCAGAACUCUGGAGGAGAAAUCGUAGGGAUGGAGUUGAUGCUCACUAGCAAAAGAAAGUUCCAGUGUUCUUAUCUCUUCUAUUUUUUUGUCCUCCUUUGCAAAAAUGCCGAGAGGCAGUUUUUUUUCCCCUCCUACAACCAACUGCUUCUCUGUCAUGUUUAAACUGAGCAUGCAGUUCUUCCUGAACACAGGAGGAGGAGUUUAUUUUUAAGGUGAAGUGCUAUAACACUUGUCCCUACAGUUUAACUGUAUCCAAGUCCAGUUUGUCUGUGAAUUUGCAGUGUACUUCUGCUGCAGGAGAAGUUGGGGAUGAAAAGCUGUUUGACUGCCCAUGAUUACUGUACUUAAAUCCAGUUUGCUGUGGGCGGUUGUAGUUGGCAACUUGUGGCUGCAACUGGCAAUAGAUUUCCAGAAUUUUCAACCAAGCAUCAUCUGUGCUGUGUUGUACCCAAAGCUUUGAAAACUACAAUGGUAUUUUAUUCAUUUGGUGCUGUUUUUUCUGGUCUGACAGGGAUCAGUCAUUAUUGAUAUAAAAUGGCUAAACAGCUGCUUUGUUUUUAAAGCCAACCUACAUUAACCUGUGUAGGCUUUGCCUUAAUGUGUAGCCAACUAAUAUAAUUUAUACCUGGUCUUUAGUUUAUCCCUUAUAAAUAAGGCAGAACAGUGAAUCUUUGAAGUGAUUGUUCUUGACUGUAAGAGUUUUCAUAUUUUAUAUAGCGAAUACUCAAAUAUACAAACAAACGUGAUUCCUGAUAAACUGAGGAAGUGAAAUCAAUUUAUUUGCAAAUUUUACAGUUGUUUUUACACUAGUCCCUGAACAUUUAACCUAAUAUACUGUAUGUCUCCAGCAGCUAAUUUGUAAAUGAGAAACUUUUACUUCUGGCAGGUCAGAAGAUGAAUCAGUUUAUGUGAUGACAGAAAAAAGCUGCAUAAAUGGUGUAAAUACAUUAUGUACAUACGUGUGCCUUUGUAUUACAUUAUAUUACAUUAUGGAGUUUUUUUUUAAAUACUGAUUAAAUGUAUGUUUUGGUUUUAUCACUUUAAGAGCAUAGACAUCAAUAAGAAAAAGAAAUUGUGAAUUUUAC
Monopterus albus (swamp eel) is the source of this 1975-nucleotide messenger RNA. It is a transcript of the gene mpv17l2, whose product is annotated as MPV17 mitochondrial inner membrane protein like 2. Gene Ontology annotation, cellular component: cytoplasm; membrane; mitochondrion. The record is from RefSeq and is a predicted model, not a curated record. Lineage: Eukaryota; Metazoa; Chordata; Actinopteri; Synbranchiformes; Synbranchidae. Bases 259 to 915 code for a protein of 218 amino acids. The transcript has 6 exons. Gene Ontology annotation, biological process: mitochondrial ribosome assembly.